AUGAAACUCUCUGUCUAUACCGGCCCGCUUUUGGCCACAAUAGCAUACGGCCGUGCAGCGGUCGCUACCAACAGCACUGAGAAAGCUCCCACGCUACAGCUAAGCACAAGCGCAGAGUUCAACUUUCAACUUCUCAUUGCCCUUGGCGACGCUACCUCGGGCGGGGCAGAUAUCGGGCCCGUUUUGGGCGCUGCCAACGAAAUCAGAGCCGGAGAUAUGGCCCACUUCAGCCGCCAAUUUUAUAGACUCGCCAACUCUACCAAGGCCCAAGCCGAAGACCCGGAAAACGCUUUCGAUCCGAUCAACGUCAGAGACACUUGGUUUUCUGCAUCCCAGUACUUCCGACGAGCAGACUUCUACGGCCACCACAACUGGAGCAAUCCGCUGAUUAACACAUUAUGGGCCGAGCAGACUGCAGCGUUUGACGAAGCCCUUGCCGCCCUUCAUAUUCCUGGCAAGCGUGUCCAGAUCCCUUCUCCAGAGGGCAACUUCACCGUCGAAUCGAUCUGGUAUGGCCCUGGGCAACCAACUGUGCGCCGGAACCAGAAUCUGGGCUUCAUCCCGCACUGGGAGAACGUGGUAACGCCGGUUGUGGACUGGAUUUUCGCCGAAAAGGCCGACGCGGUGGACACGGACCGGCUUGUGCUGAUAGGAAACUCCUUUGGAGGGUAUCUAGCAGCCCGAGCUGCGGCUUUUGAACCCCGUCUGUCCGCAGCCGUUCUCAUCGGCGGAGUCUGGGACACCUAUGCUGGGUUCUCGGGUCAGUUCCCGUCCGAAUUGAUUGGCAUAUACGAGGCAGGUAACUACACGGACUUCGAUCGCAAGGUCCAUUCGCUGCGGGAGACUGGCAAGCUUCCUACAUCUGCGGCUUGGGGCGUGGAUCAGGGCUUGUGGUCGUUCCAUACGCACUCACCCUCUGAAUUUCUCAAUAUGAGCCAGAAUUUCCGACUAGAGGACGCCGUUGACAAGAUCAAGAUACCAGUAUUCGUUGGGGACGCGGAAUUUGAGAACUUUUUCAAAGGACAGCCGAAAAAAGUGAAGGAUGCUCUGGGAGACAGGGCUACUCUACAUGAUUUUAAAGGGGUUGCGGGAUAUCAUUGUCAAAUAGGUGCUGCACAAGAGCUUACGAGAACAAUGUUUGCAUGGAUUAACAAGACGCUUGGCUAA
Molecule: messenger RNA, 1167 nt
Organism: Aspergillus affinis
Lineage: Eukaryota; Fungi; Ascomycota; Eurotiomycetes; Eurotiales; Aspergillaceae
Product: alpha/beta hydrolase family protein
Exons: 2
Coding region: 1-1167 (388 amino acids)
Source: RefSeq, a predicted model, not a curated record